GUCAGCUGACUUUGUGUCAGGCUCACAAACUGCAUUUUUUUUUUGGAGUCUAUUGUACUUGUUUGAGACUUACAUCAGUUCGUAAUAGAUGAGAUUUAAAAUUAUUUCGGGAGUAUAAUUGAUGCUCACCAAUUAUCUCAACUGAUCUUGUUUGUUUUUAUUUCUGUGGGAUUUUUCUUCACUCUGGAGUAAUCAUCAGCAGUGAUCUCGCUCUUCCUCGCCUUCUGGCCGCCGUGGCCGUACGGCACGCUCCCGCCCCUUCGUCAGGAGGAGACUGGUGCUGAAGCUGACGAGAACGAGGAUGCGGACGAUGAUGGCGGUGAUGGAGGAGCAGCGCUGAGUUUAGUCGCUGUUUUCUCUCCCCCUCCCCCUUUUUUCCUAUUGACAUUUUUUAUAUAUGUUCAUUUAAAGUAGGGCGUCAUAGAAAGAAAAAAAGAAAAAGAAAGAAAGAAAAAGCGUAAACGCUGUCGAUUUGACCCAGCCUGCCUUCACCUCCCUCCAAUCUCCUGAGCUCGGACAGAGAUGGGGAACGAAGCGAGCAUGGAGGGCGGCGGGGAGCCGGGAGCCGCCGGGAUGAUGGGGUCGGCUAUGCCCGGUGGACCCGGAACAGGACCGGGGCCAGGACAGCAUAUGAAGCCGGUCAACGGGGCAGCUGCCGGGGGAGGAAUGGGAGUCGGAGGCCCUGGCAUGGGGAUGGCAAGAGGUCCAACGGGCCCGAUGGGUAGUCCAAAGCCAGGAAUGCAACAAGGUGGACAUGGCGGAGGAGGGAUGGGUGGAAUGGGAGGAGGAAUGGGAGGGAUGGGAGGAGGAAUGGGAGGGAUGGGUGGAGGAAUGGGUGGAGGAGGAAUGAGUGGGAUGGGAGGAGGAAUGGGAGCAGGCAUGGUGGGAGGAGGUAUGGGGGGAAUGAGCAGUGGUGGAGGAAUAGGGUACAGAGCUGGAGAGCCGUAUCGUCUGGCUGCUCAUGACAGCUCAACCUCCCCUCGACACAUGCAGUCCAGCCAAGGGUCGGGCAUGGGGCAGGUCUCAGGAUCCGGCCAUGGGGUGGGUCACACUGCAACUGGCUCCAGUAUGGCAGGCCACGGUGGCCAAAGUCCCGGUCAGCAUGCCUCCCGCCGAAACCUCCAAGUCGACUUCAGUGGCUCAGGUGGUUCUCGGACGGGCCGGUCUCCUUCUGUGUCUCCUGACCGUGGCGUGACUCCCACAUCGCCCUACUCCGUGCCGCAGAUCGCACCCAUGCCAAGCAGCAAACUGUGCCCAGUGUGCACCACCACAGAGCUGUCCAAUCUACCGGCUGUACCCAACUACAACACCUGCACCCAGUGCAAAGCCACCGUGUGCAAUCAGUGUGGAUUCAACCCCAACCCUCACCUUACUGAGGUCCAGGAAUGGCUAUGUCUGAAUUGUCAGAUGCAGCGAGCUCUUGGCAUUGAUAUGACCACACCUCGCUCAAAGAGCCAACAGCAAAUUCACUCUCCUUCCCACCAAGCCAAGCCCAUCGUCCAGCCACAGCAGCCCGUUCCACAGCCAACACAGCCGGCUGCUGCUGGACAGCCCAAACCUCUGGCACAGAGUCAGUCGACUCAACAGCAACAACAACCUCAUUCCCAGCCUUAUGGCCAAACUAAUCCCUACUCCCAGUCUCAGCCAUAUUCCCAGUCCCAGCCUUAUUCCCAGGCUCAACCGUAUUCCCAGUCCCAGCCGUACUCCCAGUCCCAGACAUAUUCCCAAUCCCAGCCAUAUUCCCAGGCUCAACCGUAUUCCCAGUCCCAGCCAUAUUCUCAGUCCCAACAGUAUCCCCAGUCCCAGCCUCAGUCUUACCCUCCAUCACAACCGGGACCCCAGACGCAGCCUCAGACACAUCCAGGCCUUGGUGGCCCCCAGUCUAAGACAACACCCUCUCAGCAAGGCCUGAGGUCUGACCUGUACUCCCAGAGAGGUGUUGGAGCUCAAGGAGGGGCUGGAGGUCCAACAGGUGGCCCUGGACAACAAGGAAGUCCUCGAAUUCCCCACCCAGGUGCUGUACCUCUGCCUGGGUUGACUAAGGCACCCUCCCAGCCAGAUUUGGGUCGAGGUUCUCCAAUGCAUCAACCUAUGACACGUCACCAAGACCAGACUAGAAGCGCUGGAUCUUCCCCAGCUCACCGACCUCAGAGUCAGGCCCCUGCCCAGGAUGGUCUGACCAAACUGUUUGGCUUUGGGGCAUCGCUGCUCAAUCAGGCUAGUACCCUGAUCAACGUUGAUCCUCUAUCCACAGCCUCAACACAACCAAGCCCUGCGCGAGGUAAGGUGGUGUUCAGCAAUGCAACUCCCAAUAACAGACAACAAGGGACCAGCAGCACUAAGCCUUUCAGCAUGGGGGGUCCUCAAGCUCCAAGCCAAAUUGGAGGUCCACAGGCAACAAGUCAAGGGGGAGGUUUGAGUGGACCAAGCCAAAUGGGAGGACCAUAUCCACCAACCCAGAUGGGGGGACCUCAAGCACCAAGUCAAACGGGCGGUCCUCAUGCCCCCGCUCCAAAAGGAGGCACCAUUGGUGGACCUCAAGGGCCAACCCAAAAGCAACAGCAGCAGGCUGGACUCCAAAAACAACAAACGCCGCCACAGCAGCCACUUACUCAGCGUCAAAAAGAGCAGCAAGGACAGCAGAUGCCUGCUCCCCAGCAGAAAGUGUUGCAGAAACAGGAACCGGUGUCAGCGCCCAUGACUGCUCCAGAGGCCGAGAAGCCCAAGGUGAACUGUCCUCUCUGUAAAACAGAGCUGAACAUCGGCAGCACCGACACACCCAACUACAACACCUGUACGCAAUGUCAAAGCCAAGUGUGCAACCUGUGUGGCUUCAACCCAACACCGCAUCUAGUAGAGAAAAAAGAGUGGUUAUGUCUUAACUGCCAGACCCAGCGGCUGUUGUCUGGAGGCGCCCUUGACGAGCCUCCUCUUCCUGUUCCGCAUCCCUCCCCGAAGCACCAACCAAUGGGCUCACCUCGUCACCAGACGCCGACCAGUCAGCAAAGCCCUCUCCACAAGCCAACCACUCAGCAAAGCCCUCUCCACCAGCCAACCACUCAGCAGGGACCCAAACCGGUCCAACCCCAGGGACAAAAAUCCCAGAUGGGAACAGGUGUCGAUGGGCCUACUGGCCCCACGCCUGCCAAACAGCCCACCGAUGCUAAGACUACAACGCCAGCCACAGCACCAGUGCCAACCACCGAGGCCCAGAAACCCACGAAACCAACAGAGGAGAAACCCAAGACGGAGCCUGAGAACCAAACUGCCAAAGAGACCAAACCUUCACAGAAGAAAGGGGAACAGAUCACUCCAGUAAAGGAAAUUAAAAAGUCAAGGCACUAUGAUGACACAAAAAACAACAGCACCCAUGACUUGUCACGCAGCCCUCAGAGUCUUAGUGACACUGGCUACUCCUCUGAUGGGAUCUCCAGCUCACACAGUGAAAUUACAGGUCUAAUCCAAGAGGAGGAAAUGAAGCUGAGUGAGAGGGGAAUCAGUGGGCGGGGCUCACCUCCAAGCCCCUCUGAAAUCGUCAAGCUAGAGAGCUCGAUGAGGCCACUACUGGAGAAAAGCCUCUCUGAGGAAAAGCCAGACAGAAGGGGAAGAAAGCACAGGGACAGAGACUUGGAUGACAGAGGAAAGCAUCGGCCGCGUUCCCUUUCAAUUCCUCCAGAUGCAUAUGAUUCUGAUGAGGAAUUAGAGGAUAUACUGGAGGAAGAGGAAGAUGGCGGAGACUGGGAGAGUAAACGGAAAGAAGGAAAGGAAGAGAGAAAAGAAAAGAAGAAGAAGGAAAAAGAAAAAGAGGCUGAUCCAACAGAGAUGACUGAUGAGGAGUUCAUGAGGAGACAAAUAAUGGAGAUGAGUGCUGAUGAGGACAAUGAGGAGGAGGAAGACGAAAUGGAGGAAGACGAAGAUGAGGAAGAUGAAGGUUAUGGCUACCAGAAACCGAAAAAAAGCCACCAUAAGCACACCAUUUCUGACUCAGGGAAAGAAAAGAGACGGCUUCAGCACCAUUCGAGUAGUUUUGAGGAAGAAACCAAGACCUCUGCCGAUGUCUAUAAGGGUUCUGUGGAGGAGGGAGAGGAAGAUGUGAUGGCGUCCCAAGGGGGGCUGAGGCGCUUUAAAACCAUUGAACUCAACAACACCAACAGCUACAGCCGCGAUAUGGAGUUGAGCAAUGAAAAUGAUCUAAACCUGGAUCGGGAGCCAGAGCUGGAGAUGGAGAGCUUAACCGGAUCUCCAGAGGAGCGUAGUAGGGGGGACUAUUCUUCAACUUUGCCUCCAACUUCAUCUUCAUAUGGUUCAGGACAGUCUCCAACAUCCAUCUCAUCAAUGGAGGAAGACAGUGACAGUAGCCCAAGCAGGAGGCAAAGACUGGAGGAGGCCAAGCAGCAGAGAAAAGCACGCCACCGGUCUCAUGGCCCCCUGCUUCCGACCAUUGAAGACUCCUCAGAAGAGGAUGAACUCAGAGAGGAAGAGGAACUUCUGAGAGAGCAGGAGAAGAUGAGAGAGGUAGAACAGCAGAGAAUAAGAAGCACAGCGAGAAAAAACAAAAGGGAUAAGGAGGAGCUGAGGGCCCAAAGACGCAGAGAAAGAUCCAAAACACCACCUAGUAAUUUGUCACCAAUUGAAGAUGCUUCCCCUACAGAGGAACUAAGACAAGCAGCAGAGAUGGAAGAGCUUCAUCGCUCCUCUGCUUCUGAAUAUUCCCCCCAAAGUCUGGACUCUGAGGCUGAGGGGUACGAGUCCAAAAUCUACAAGUCGGGCAGUGAAUACAAUCUGCCUACCUUUAUGUCUCUCUAUUCACCUAUAGAAAAAUCUUCCUCAACUACAACAACCACUGCACCAUCAUCGACCUCCAAACCUCUGAAGAGUGCUGAGGAAGUUUACGAGGAAAUGAUGAGAAAAGCAGAAAUGCUGCAAGAACAAGAAAAGCUACAGCAGCAACAACAACGACAUGGGCAGUAUUAUGAGGAGGACAUUAAUGGACAAAACUAUGACGACGACUAUGACUAUGAACAAGAUCAAACGGGAUAUGACAAUGAAGCAGCAGAAAUAGAAAAUGACAUUUACGAGGAAAUCCGACAAACAUCUCAGAACAUCACUAAGAUGCAACAGGCCACAAAUGAGCAAGUUGAGAUUGAAAUUGAGAGUUCUUUUGCAGAUAAGCAGCUACUGGACACAGGCUCAGCCUUUGCCAAACUACUAGAGCAAAGCAAUGCUCUGUUAACUCCUGGAACAAGUCCUACCCAGGUUUCAGCUCCUGUCUCCUUUGCUGAGAGUGGAGGUCGGAUACCAGACGUGAGAGUAAGCCAGCACUUCACCGCAAAGGAUGGGCACAAAGAUAGAAUUAAAAGCCAAGCAGGAAAGAAUGGCAUAACUCCAGCAGUGGCUGCUACCACCAUUGCAGCUUAUGGGGUUUAUGCCAGAGAUGCAGUAACAAUUUCCCAUACAGGAUCAAGCCACACAGUGACAUCAACCCAAUCUGAUAUCUCACGCAGACACACAGGGAGUCUUGCCACAUCCUCAGCUACAGUCUCAAGUGUAUGUAGCAAGAUCGCAGAAAUUACCCAGGCCUAUAGUCAAAGAGAAGUAAUCACCAGAAGGAUUGGGGACACAAGAGGUGUUCAAGUGCGAGACAGCUCGACAUCAUCUGGUGAGAGGAUUAUUGAACCACGCUCUCCUAAGUAUACUACCUAUUACAGGAGCACGAGUCCUCCUCUCUCUCCAUCACCACCACCACCACAAAGUCCUACUCGCUCUCCUUCCCGAAGGUCUACUGCUGAGUUCUCCACACAGACCUUCAGCUCAGCACUGCGAAUGGAGCCAGCUGGCUCUGGGCCCACAUCACCUGUGAUGGCUCAGGGAACCCAAACAGCACAUAGAUCAAUUUCCCCAAGGCUAUAUCGACAACAGUCUUCCCAGGAGGCUCCAUAUUCCCCACCUCCAGGUCCAACUAGGCCAAUGACAGUGAACACUGCAACUUCUCCAUUAUCCUCACCCACUCGAUUUAGCCGUCAGUCAACAUUUGAUAGCUACUCUCCAUGUUGCAGCCCCCCAGACACACCACCUUAUCAUCAGUCACCUACACACAGCUUCUAUAGAGCACAAAGAGUGGAGAAGGUGAAUGUAGGGACAAGCAUGGUCACUACAGCUAGCUUAUACACCAGAGGGUCUGUGUCCAUGGAUAAUAUCUCCCUCUGCCGAAUAUCUACAGUCCCAGGCACCUCAAGGGUUGAGCAGGGCCAUAUGAUCCAAUGUGGUAGUGUUGUAGAUCUAAGAACUGCAACCCACUCAGCUCCCAUUAUUAUGACUGAUCAGGGAAUGGACCUUACUUCCUUAGCUACAGAAAGCAGGAAAUACCACGGUGAACCAGAAGGUUCCAGGCAUUCAACAAUCAUACAACCACUGAUUAUGAAUUUGAACACACAAGAGACCACCACACCUACCACAGUGAGUGUCACUGUGGCUGCUUCUAUGUUUAUGACCCAACUAAAGCAACCAGUGGUUUAUGGUGACCCCCAUCAAAACCGAAUAGAUCUAGGUCAGGGCAUGGGCUCAGCGGUGUGUCUUUCUCAGAACAAAUCACCAAUUUCUCCUCCAACUGACCCUUCCAUUCCAAAAAUUGAUGCAAAAUUGGAAGACCUCAGCAUACAACAAAGAGAAUUACAAAAACAACAAGAGAAGCUACAGAAACAACAAGAGCUCCUUGAACAACAGCUUCAACAGCACCAUCAGUUGCAACAGCACCAACUACAGGCAUCUGUUCUAGCCAAGUAUAACCUUACAGGCCAGGUCUCACCUUUGGCUAAAAAAAAUUUAUUAGUCAGCCAGACUAGUACUGCAUCUACAGUGGUCAGUGCUGUUUCACCAGUCAUUAAUCCUGAGCUUUACAGCACUGGUCCUGUUGAGCUGAAAGGGAAGCCCAGCCCACCUGGUUUGAUGCAGGGAGGUAAAUCACCACAUAGUAUGGUUGUACAAAUGGAUGGAGGGCCCGAGCCAGUAAGGGCAUUGACUCAACUUGUGAAGGUAGAAGAAGGACAGGAUGCAGUGGAUUUGACAGGAGGCCAAAUAAAACCUGACCAACCAGCUUGUUGUGAUGUAGUUUACAGACUGCCAUUUGGUGGAAGUUGUGUUGGUGUCUCUGAGAAAGAGGGCAUAAGGCCACCAUCUGCCCCACCUAUCACAGAUGAGUCAGAUCAAGAAAGACAACCUGGAAGGUACCAUGAGUAUCCAAUGGAUGCACGUAAGGCUUACACAUUACCUUUUCCUGGUAGGCUUCAGCCUUCAAUGUCUGAUACGAACCUUGCUGAUGCCGGCUUACAGUCAUACCUCUCUAAAUAUGAGCCACACCUCCAACAAUCUGGUGAACUUGUCAUGGACUUAACCGCUAUGAAACAGAGCUAUGGAGGAUAUAUGGGCAUGCAGUAUGGUUCCUACACAGAUUUACGUCAUGGAGGAGACAUUUCAGCACAAACGUUGCCGAUAAGACGAUAUAAUUCCUUGUCUAACAUCAGUUCAGAUUAUGGUUAUUCUGCUCGUGAUAUUGCAAGCUUCCAAGAAGCUAACUUGGCUCAGUACAGUGCUACAACUGCAAGGGAGAUAAGUCGAAUGUGCGCCGCACUUAAUUCUAUGGACCGAUAUGGAAGCAACCCAGACUUGCUGCAGUAUGGCAGCUUAGGCAGAGGUACAGGACCAGGUGCCUCCAGACUUGCAGCAGGAAUUGGCAUGAGGCAAAGUCUGAUCUUUGGAUUAGAUGGAAAGCCAAUGUCUCAAAAUCAAGCUCUGACGAAUCUUAUCAAUGCCAGGCAGGCUAGUCUGAGGGCCAUGUACCCUGCUGCUAUUAGGUCAUCUGACGGAAUGAUUUAUUCCACCAUUCAGACCCCAAUAGCUUCAACCCUCCCCAUCACCACUCAACCUGCAUCUGUACUUCGACCUCUUCUGAGGGGGGUCUAUAGGCCAUAUGCUUCUCCCAACAUGACACCAGUGCCUCUGGCCAGUCUCACCAGAUUACCCAUAAGCCCAAGAAUGCCCUUAACUGGACAAGUGCCACUUCGUUAUCCAGCACCAGGUCUGCUUCAGACAACUUCAGCCACUGCUUCUACCACUGUUGCUGCAUCAACUUCAGCACCAGGAGCAGCCCUUGUGCCCAUGUCUUUGACAACCACAAGCUCAACAGCCCAGGAGGAACCUGUUUACCUUGGUAAAGGUGCCAAAGUGACAUCAGCAGAGGUCACUUCAGCACAAGGAGCGCUUGUCACUUUGACCAAACCACAGCAGCAACCAAUCAACCUUUCCCAGACACAUCUGAACACCCAACAACAGAAACAAGUGACAACGGCUCAGCAGCCACAGCCUCCUCCUGCAGCUCACGUAUACCCACCCUCAAGUCCAGCAAUAACCCAAGGCUACACCCAACCUGCUGCAGGCCCAUCACCUAUUCCAUGUGGUCUUCCUCCUUUCCCUCCACCAGGUGCAAUCCAUAAAGAGGGUGAAACUGAGGCAGAGAGGCUUCACCGACAGCAGGAGCAGCUCCUACAGAUGGAGAGGGAGCGUGUAGAGUUAGAGAAACUUCGUCAGCUGCGACUGCAAGAAGAGCUUGAACAUGAAAGAAUGGAGCUGAAGUUGUACAGGGAAAAGGAGCAAAUUCUGGUGCAGAGGGAGUUACAAGAGCUGCAGAACAUCAAGGAACAGGUAUUACAGCAGCAGCAGCAAGAGCGCGAGAAACAACUCGUUCUCCAACGAGAACAAUUGGCCCAGCAGAAAUCCCAGCUCGACCAGAUACAGUCUUUGCAGCACCAGCUCCAGCAACAGCUACAAGAGCAGAAGCGGCUGAAAACUGCUGCUCAGACCAUGCAGCUGGAUAUGACCGGACAGCCACUGCAUCCCUACAUAGACUCUCAGAUGAGUUCGCGCUCUCUCCCUAACUCUUCCUCAGAGAUUUGUUUGAGGAAUCAGGAUGAACAAUUGGAAGCCAGAGCUGGUAUGAGGAAACAUAGCUCCAUGAGCAGGCUGACCCGAGACACCUCUGAUGGAGAUGGUGUGAUUUUCUAUGGCUCCCCUCGCAGAAUUGUGGAUAGUUGUGUACAGACUGAUGACGAAGAUGGAGAAGAGAGGUACAUGAUGCGUCAUCGUACCAGGCGGCGUGGUCGGAGCGUUGACUGCUCCGUCCAGACAGAUGAUGAUGAGGAUUAUCCUCAGGCUGAGCAUCCAGUUCGCCGUAGACGCUCCCGGUUUUCCCGCCACGCUGAGUCCAUGGCAGCUGGCACCAGCACUGCCUCGACAACCACCUCAACUACAGACACCAAAGCUGACACAUCCAAGAUAGUUUCCUCCAGCAUCGCGGUCCAGACCAUCAGGGAGGUGUCCUGUCAGACAGAAGCUGAGCACCUAGGAAGAGUCUCCCCGGCAAUCCAUGUGACAUUACCAGACCCUAAUAAAGUAGAGAUUGUACACUACAUUUCUGGACCAGAGCGAACACAAAAAGGACAAUCUCUCGCCUGCCAGACUGACUCAGAAGGGCAGUCGCAGGGCGUCGUAGCUCCACAGCUAACCGUGCCAACUACCGUCAGUCCAUAUUCUUCCUCUACCGUUACCGGAACAGGGCCAUCCAGUUCGGCUGACCUUCACAUCCAACAGCGCCAACAGCAACAUGUUGCAGCAAAUGCAGCAAAAUUUGAGCGACGUCGUCCUGACCCAUUAGAUAUUAACUACCAGCCUCACAACCACCUUCACAAUGAGUCCAUCUCCAGCCUCAUCCGGCAGCAACAAACAGUACCAAAAUCUCCACAGGUCCUCUACUCUCCUGUGUCGCCAGUGUCCACACACCGCCUGCUGGAGACCUCCCUGUCAAGCGAGAGACUGAACAAGGCCCACGUCACACCUCAGCAGAAGUCUUACACAGCCGAAUCCCCCCAGCGACACCCGUCUGUGCCCCGACCCAUCAAGAGCACCCAUAGGUCCAUGUCAGACCCCAAGUCCCUCAGCCCAACCACAGAUGAGCACACCAAGGCCAGGCUGUCCCUGUAUCAACAACAAGCACUCCAGAGCCAGCUGGCAGCCUUACAGCAAAGCUCUUUGCUUCGGAAGGUUAAGCGAACCCUGCCCAGCCCUCCUCCAGACGAGACUGCUACAUCAGCUCACUUGACCAUGAUGACACCUGCCCAACAACAGAUCUACUUGUCCUCUGUGCCCAGCCUCAAGCCCAGCUCAAGGUCUGGCCUGGCUGCUAAAGCCAGCCUCCUCAAAGAUCUCACCCAUGAGCUGAAGGCCGUGGAGCAAGAGUCUACCAAGCUUAGAAAGCAACAAGCAGAGCUGGAGGAGGAAGAGAAAGAAAUUGAUGCUAAGCUGAGAUACCUGGAACUGGGAAUUCAUCAGAGGAAAGAGACUUUGGUAAAGGAGAGGGAAAGAAGGGACAUUGCGUACCUAAGAUGUAUGGGGGACACCAGAGACUAUAUGUCUGACAGUGAGUUGAAUAACUUGCGUUUAGCAGCUGCUGCUGCAUCACAUGAGACAAAUGGGCUACUAACAACCAGACCAAGCACUGCUCCACUUAGCCAUUUUACCAGUGACCUCAACACCGCAGCCCAGUACCCACCAACCUCAUCCUUCCUCUCUUGUCAAUAUCCCCAGAGCCAACCACCAGCACCAUCUCAGCAAUCAAGUGUGCCAUACCAGUCAUCCACAUUCAACCAGCCUCCUUACCCAACAGUGUCGCAGUCACAGGCACUGCCACAACCCAUGACCCUUCAGAGUCAUCCCCCUCCUCCUGGACCUACCUUUCAACCUCAAACAUCCUAUCCUUCCCACACCUAUCCACAAGCUCAGCCCCCUUAUCCCCAAACUGAUACGGGGUUACCAUCUGCACCUCAACCUCAGCCUCCAGCAGGGCCUACAGGUUUUGGACCUGCACCACCUGGUCAGCCACCAUACCCCACCCACAGCUCACCUUAUCCCAGCGCUGUGUCCCCCUACCCCACCCAGACGACUCCAUAUCCUGGGCAGCCCCAAGCUGAUAUUCUUACAGUUCACCCUGGAAGACCCAGACAGACAUCACUUGCUGAACUUGAACAUAAGAUGCCAACCAACUAUGAGACUAUCAGCAACCCGACAGUUGUGGUCAUGACCACAGCCCAAGAUGCUACCUUUUCCAGUGCAGCCCCAGCCUAUGGUCCGUACACGGGAACAACAACAAUGGCAAGCUCCUAUGGGCCGUAUGGAUCUGCACCUGUUUCCAGCAGUUAUGGUGGUUACUCCACAGAGCCUCCAAGCACUUAUGGUCCAUACACAUCAACCCCAGCUAGCUCAUAUGGCCAGUACACAACAACUACUGCUAAUACAUAUGGCUACACCACCACCACAGCCAGUUCUUAUGGACAGUACACUUCAACAGUUUCCAAUGUCUAUGGACACCCUGUAGACAGUCCUUCCACCUACGGCUCAGCAGAAGGAAUGUAUGGGGCUCCUGGUUUAGAGCAAAACAUUCCAAGGAACUACAUGAUGAUCGAUGAUGUGAGCGAGCUGACGGCAAAGGACGGGCUGGGCACGACAGCAGGGGACAUGAUGCAUCAUGGCAGUAGCGGGCGUUACCCUGGCGACAUCCAUGGCCAUGGCAGCACAUCUGGCAGCACGGCGCGUGGGGGAACUGGCAGCUCCCCCUACGGCAGGGCACCUGAGGAGGAAGCAGCGAUGCAGGAUGAGCUGUACGACCACCACGGCAGGGGUAAGAGCAGCUACAGGCACGGACCUCUAGGGGGCAGCAGCAGCAGCGUGAGCGCUAGCAUGGGUGGGGGAUCCCCCUAUUUCUAUGACUACGACUACAAACUUGCCAGCAUCCGCUCCGGGGUACAGAAACCGUUGGCGUCCUCCAGAAGCCUUCUGGCCCCCGCUGUCAUGUCCUCCAAGCGCAGCAAGCACAGGAAGCUGGGGACUAUGGAGCAGAAAAUUUCAAAGUUUUCCCCAAUAGAGGAGGCUCGAGAUGUCGAGGCAGAUUUGGUGUCCUAUUCUACAGGUGAGGCUUACCCCUCACCUCACAUUCGAGGGCGCCAGCUGAUCGAGGAUUAUGGCUUCAAGAGGAGUGCCUUUGAUGCCACCAGUGGCACAACUCAUGGAAGUCGAUACUACGGUAUGAUGGUGGAUGAGGACGAUCGGAUUUACUACACCUCAACUGGCCGCUCACGUUCCCAUGGCUACGGCAUGGACAAGAUCUCAGCCAGAGAUUACCAUAGGCCUAGCUAUCGAAGCAGAUCCUAUGAGAGAGACGACCGCUCCUACCGUUCUGGCUACAGAGGACGCCAUCCAACUCGGCAAUACUCUGAGGAGGAGAGCCCACUCAGCCCUUUGGGGAAAUUCAUGGGUUCUGGGAGAUCUUCGAGCUUAGGUCGUGACCCAUAUGACAGCCGCAGCAGUAGAUAUUAUUACUAUUAUGGCAAUUGUGGUUCCAGUCACUCGCUGCCAGAUGUUCAAGACCAUAUACGGGACCUUCCCCGGACACAUGUCUACAAAUCGGAUGAUACAUACAUUAUUGAUGAUUAUCAUUGUGCUGUGUCAGACAGUGAAGCCUACCAUCUGGGCCAGGAAGAAACUGACUGGUUUGAGAAACCUCGCUCCAGUUCUCGACACUAUGGCAGCAGCAACUCUGGAAGAAGUCGGCAUGGUGUCAAGCACACCUAUCAUGAUUAUGAUGAACCUCCUGAGGAGGACCUGUGGCCGCAAGAUGAGUACAGCCAUGGCGGGCGGCAUUCAUCAUCACGUGACCACAGGCACCAUGGCACUGCUAGUCGGCACUCUUCCUCGCGUCACUCAGAUGAGCCGAGAUCCUCGAGGUCAUCUAAGGGGCAUCCCAAAGACCCGUCUAUGCGCCAUGACCCCUCAGGACGUUCUUCAUCUUCAGGAAGGCGUGGUGAGUCCAGGUCUGGAGGGUAUCACUCUUCCGACUACUCCCGGGAUCCAUCUGGACAUCAUCACGGCCAAAGAUCUUCCAGGCAGGGAGAUCCACACAGAUCAUCACGCAGCAAGUCCCAGGGCCAAGUAGACAUGCAAGGCCAACCACCAGGCUCAUCCAGGUCCGGCAGCAGUACUGGGCGAGCUCAGGGCUCUGCUGGUGGGCCUCCAGGAUCGGGGCGACUAGGCGGUCCCGGUUCACAGGCGGAUGGGACCCAAGGACAGAGGACUCAGCUCCAACAGCAGGCCCAGACAGCUGCAGCCAGACCAGGACAGCCUGGCACAACAUCGACCACAGGCCUUCAGCAGCAGCCACCAGCCCAAGGUCAAGGCAUGGGCAUGGGGAUGGGCAUGGGCAUGGGCAUGGGUCAGGCCCAGGCCAAACCAGGGCAAAUGGGACCAGCAGGCGGGCCGAUGGGGCAGGCUCGACCAGCUGGUGCAGCAGGAACCACACCGCCCACCAUGACAAAGAUCGACACACCUCCUGUAACGGCAAUUGGGGCGAAAGCGGCACCUGUCAUGGCCUCGAAGGCAGGCCAGCCCCCGCUUACAGGAAUAGGCUCCAAGGCAGCUCCGAGACCCGGCGGCAUCGGCAGUGCGGCGGCAGGUCAGCCUGGCAUGGAGGGAGAUGGAAUGUUUUCCAAGAUUCUUCCUGGAGGCGCUGCUGAGCAGGCCGGCAAACUGGGAGAAGCUAUCUCUGGCUUUGGCAAGAAAUUCACCUCCCUCUUCUGAGGUGACCCAAAUAAGGAUUAUGAAAAAUGUCAUAAAUGACGUCAUGAGACCUCAUACGAGAAAAACCUGUGAAGUUCCCCCUGCUUUCGUUUUCCUGAAAAAAAGAGAAACGAAGGAGAGAGAGAGGAUGACGGCUGAGAGGAGAGCGGAGCGUUCUGCCAAAGCAGACUUGGAUCCUUUGGAUGCUUCAUGUCUCAGAUCUGAGCAUACAGAGGCAGAGAGAACACUCUGAUCUCUCUGACAGGCCAGACAAUCGCUCCAAGCCCGAGCCAACAUCCAGCUUCAGAAGGAUUCCCAUUGUUAUGCAGCUUCUCUCUGAAAACCUGCAGAAGCUGCAAACAUCUACAUCCCUACAUGAAAACAGAGCAGCUGAGGGCUGAAAGUGACAGCAGAAGAAACAGCUGUGCGACCGUGAUCACCCUCCCUCCCAGCAGGGGGAGCCGUGUUCAUACAGAGGUCCCUCACAGCCCGACACGUGGAUUUAAAACAUCGUGGUGCGGAGAACGACUGACGACCGCAUUUAUCCACGAGAGCUGCUUUCAUCCUAACUUCCUGUAGAAGGUGGUAGCUUGGUUUUCCAGUCCUGUGCUCAAUCUUGGAGGAAUAUAAGUCACCUCUCCUCUUUUCUAUCUUUUUCCGAAGUAAACAAUGAGCAAAAAAAAAAAAAAAAAGAAAAGUGAAAACUCACAGAGGCAUCACAGGUUUUUCUUGUACGAAAGUCGUCUCGUUAGACCACCGAACACCGACGAGGAAAUCAUCGAAACGUCUCUAUGAAUGAAGCAGACGACGAAGAAGAAGCGGCGGCCGACACAGCCCAAGCAUGUCGCCGUUUAUUUUUUAUUUUUUUCACCGUCUAUCGACAUUCCAGCUGGGGAACUGUGCUCUUCUUCUUCACUUCUCUUGCGUUUCUUGAAUGCUAGCUCUUCUUUCUUUCCACACCCCACUGCAACAAUUCACAACUCGCCAUGUCUUUAAACAAGAGUAGUGUGGAUUUGAACUAGCUGAAAACAUGGGAAUGCAUGGAACUUUAUAACCAAGACCUUACACUGUUUCAUCAUUAUGUAACUGAGGCCAUAAAGACAUCUGAGCUUAAAGGCGUAAAUAAUAGCAAAGAAAGGUUAAUUAAGCAACACACAAGGAUCUGGCCAUGGGAAUAAGAAGAGCGUUUUGUUUAUUUUUCUUUUUUUAUUGUUUUUUUUAAUGUUGUUUUUAAUAAGAAAGCUGUGUGACUAAGUGAGGCAAAUGAAGCAGUGGGGUUCUUUCUAGCCAAUUUAAAGCCAUUAAGACAAUAUGUACUAUCAGUUUAUGUGGCAAAUCUCUAAAAUGCUCCACAAUUUUUCUUUUAGUUAAUAUGCAUUUGUGUGGUUUUUUUUUUAUUUAUUUUUUUUAUUAUUCUUUUGUGUAAGUUGCCUGGUUUUUUAUGUUGCAGUUGACCAAUAUCGCCUUAAUUAUUUCAAAUGUUUCAUUUUAAAUCAGAUGCGGCGUAUUUUUAUGUCGUUUGGUAAGCUGGAACCACAGCCACAGAGAGGUUCAUUUCUAUUUUUUUACCUUAACAUUGUUUUUCUUUUUAUAUAUAUAUUUUCUUGUGAUAUGAUUUUAUUUAUUUUCUAGCAUUUUGUUAAAUUGAACUAGGCUCCCCUGCCCUUGACAAUUUUCAGACUCUUUGUUCCUAUUAAUAAUUAUGAAAGCAAUAGAGCAAGAGGUAAGAAAGUGAAUAGCACAAUUUUGUGUCCUUUUGCAAAAAUGUGUUGCCUUCGUUUGUGUGGUUUACCGCCAAAGCUCGGCUUUAGUGUGACUCAAACGCACCACUUGUUGUACUGCUGCUGUAUGAACUGAGCAGAGACGCGGGAGUCCGGACUGUCGAUUCGGACCGACGUGCUGCUUUUCUUCAGCUGGAGUCUGAUCUGAGAGCACUGACGGGCAGCAGAGAGGCACAGAAAAGCAGCAGAACUGGACCAUUCACCACUCUUCAGUGAGGGAAGCAGGAGGGAGUGUUUGUCUUUGGUUUUUUGGUUUUUUAUUAUUGGGAUUCUUCUGAUCAUCUGAGAUGGACUCCUUAUACAGCUGUGUCCGCAUGUGUCUUCACUCUGUCAAAUGUGAACCUGAAAGCACACUUGGAGUGGUGUCAGUGAUCUUACUAAAAAAAAUAACUUGCUGUCAUGUGACUGAGGAACCAAAAAUAACACACUCGGUUGUGUCACCAAGUCACUCGCCUUUUAAAAAAAAACAACAACAAAAAAAAAUGGCCUAUUUUCUAUCGCGGUGGAGUUCAGACCUCUGACCCAACACCCCUUCUCCAAGACAACAGAAACAAAUCUUUUCUCUCAGACUGUCAGUCACCUUGGAAAUAUUCUCAGGUCAGUAUUCGCUCUGCUGUUGCUCCUGCAGUGCAUUGUGGGGAAUCUGCGGUCCGGCCCUCGUGACACGCCCCAACUGGGCGAGGCCUCCUACUCCUCCUCCCCUUCCUUCUCCAAAUCAACCAACUUCUGCUGUAUAUCGUCUUUGUGAACGCUCGCUGGGAACCUUCGCAUGCUGCCCGGCGCAGAGGAAAACCUCAAAGUCACCUCUAUAUUGUUCUGUUCCUGAUGUUCGUACGUAUGCGUGUAUGUAUGUGCGUGUUCGGGGUUCAGUAUGCGAGUAUUUAAAGAAAAAAAACAAACAUCAUCAUCUAAUGUGGGGAAGAAAACAAAAUGGACGCGAGUUCAACCACGACGCGCAUCGCAGGCAAAGGAGGGAAAGUCGUUCUAUGCAAUGAAUCCUGUUUGAGAAAAACCUGAGGAGCCGAAGUCAUGUAAGGAACAACGUAGAAGGAAGUCACAGUCAUUGCUGAUCACUCCUCAGUUAGAAACCACGUCUGCUUUGUUUUGUUUACGUGAAAUUUUGUAAUAAAAAAACACGUCGCUUCUCCUUUGAUAUGGGGAGCUGAAGACAUGUUCACAACAACUGGGAAAUUUCACUUGUAACAUGGCCAGGCUCACAAAACCUUUUGGGCAGCAGUGAAAUUCGUAAAAGUAUUUAAGCAGUCAUUGAUCUGAAACACUGUCUAGUACUCAAGAGUGAAAUAUCCAAGUUGUCAUGAAUACGUCUUUUCCAGUAAUAACUUUGAUGAUUAGUUUAGCAGAACUGAACUGGCUUCACAGAAAAGCUUUCUAAAGAUUUAUAUACUUAACUAUAUCAUAGGUGUUGUGCUGCUCAGGGCUUCCCUCAUUUUUGAAGGCCAGAAACAGAAUUUGCUAUAAUAAUGUCAUUGUGCAGACGAUGCUUCUCCAGAGAACGUUUUGCGCUGAUCUUAAAAGAAAAAUCUAAUUUAGGCGUUUAAAAAAAAUAAACCACACAAAUAAAUAUAAAUCUGUAGAUUAGUUUUAAAUUAAGUACUGUAAACUGCUACUGAAGCAAAAGUGCCCUGUAAGAUGUAUCCUUCUAUGGUGCUGUGACGCACUAUUCAGAGCAUUCCUGAUGUGAUUAUUUUUGGGUAAUAGUGAAUUUGGAGGCAGGUGUCAUUGAGGAAUGUACACUGGAAAGUAAAUGUACAGAAGCCAAAAUCAUCUGUUAGCUUUUUGGUAGCAGCACACUAAGGGAAUGUGGCUAAAAAUUAAGGUAAUCAAAUUUUAAAAAAUUAUGUCAUUUAAGGGGAUGUCAUGUUAAAUUGGAUUGUGAUAGAGGCAUUUUAAAUUAUCCAUUUUGAAGUCUGUGACUAAAUUCCCAACACCUGAUGGUGUUUCUUGUAUUUGCAGUUUUCAUGCUAGCCACACACCCAGCAACUGCAUGCGCAAUUUGAACAUAACAUUUUGUCAAGAAUUACAAUUUUAGGUAGGCAUAGUUCCAAAUUAUUAUUAUUUUUUUUGACCUAAGAAAUGUUAACGUUUUCCAUCCUUAAGAAGUACAUUUACACCACAGUAAAACAAAAACAAAAAAGAAACAGUCCAUUUCAGGUGCAGCAGCUAGUUGUAGCUAGCUGUGUUAGGCGGGAGAGCUGUGUAGCUGAAACACCACAGAUUAAAUUUUAAGAUGUUCAAAGCUAAUUUUAUUAAGGGGUAGUAUAUAUUUCUCUGUAAGCCUCAUUCACAUUAACUCCAAUCACUUUGAAAUACAUGCUAGCUGAGCUAUUAACAUGUCACUUGCUAGCGUUAGCCUGGCACGUCACCAAACUACUCCCUACCAAAACAACAUCAGGAACAACACAAGAGUUUACUGAAGAUGGUAGCUGUAUGUGUUGAGUCAGAUACAACUUUAUAAACAAAUGAUAAAGCCAUGUGCAUUUUAGGUGCGUUAUCAGAAGAAUUAUGGUCACUUUCCGAAUCCAGUUUACCCUUUGGUGGAGAAGCAUAUUGAUUCUGACCUGAGGAAACUCCCAUUGGGACAAAUAAGCAAGAAAAACCUAAGUAUCCAGAAUGCUGCUGGUUAGAUUAUGUAGAUUAUGUUUCUUUUACUGCAUAUACAUUCCAUAGAUUUUAAUAAAAUAGUGUAUAGGGAACAAAAACCCCUGACUGAGACCUCAAUUAUAUAUAUAAAAAACGACCCCUCCAAACCUUUUUAGAACUCUUUUUUUUUUUCACAAAUCACUUAACCAUGUAAAAAUAGUCUAUAUAUUUUUUUGAAAUAUUAAAAAUAUAAUUUAUUCUAUGUAAAAACUUAUUUUAUCAAAUAGAGAGGAGAUAUUAUGAUAACUGGAAUAAAGGCUAAAAUAGGUCUAGACACAAAAACGCUAUAUGACGAAAGAAUAUCUUAUAUAAAGAUCGAUCUAUUGCUGAUGUUAUUGCACAACAAAUAUAAUCAGAUUGUCAAACCAUAAAUAGAAAUUCUGCCUAAACAGAGUUUAUUUUAUUUAAUAAAUGAUAUAGUGGCAAAGGUAUUUUACCUUUGUUCCAAAAACGUAAACAGCAACACUCCAUGCCUUUCAUUGACCCCCAAUAAGUUGGAUGCACAUGAUCCAAACAGAGUUUAUUUUACAGAUGCACUCCCUCUAGAUCAGUGUCUUAAACAAAAUGAACGAAAACAUUAAAAGUAGAACAAAUGAUGCGUACGAAAGUUUAGAUUUACCCAAUUUAACACCAACUUCCUUUAUUUUGUGUCUUAUGUUUUUGGAACCAUAUAUAUAUAUAAAAAUGAAAACUAAAUAAAAUGAUCCUCAAUCACUUCUGCCUCAGGAAAGCACACACGCAUAAUGCGGCCUUGCAACGGAAGACAUUCAGACGACGCUAGAAGACCGUGAGUGUGUUCAUGCAGGUGCAGGAAGUCAGUGUGCCUGUGUGUGUGCGUGUGUGUGUGUGUGUGUGAAUGACACAGCCACUAGCACACGAUUAGUAAGAACUGUGCAGAAAUAAGGUUAUUCCACUUCUUAUUUAUAUUUAAUGUGUUUGCUUUUUAUUUUCUCCUGUCUUUCUUUUUGCUCCUGCAUGAAUACAGCCAGUGAAGAUGACUUAAAUAUGCAUAGCAGUAAGGGCUUCUAUAUUACAAUACUGGUCACCGAAGAAAGCCAUCCUGUUACUGCCCUCCAGCCAGUCAUGGAGUCUCUGUCCUCACACUGCAUGGUGUCUUUCUGUAUCUAGGAGUGCACUAGACUAAUCAGACCACAGUAAACGCAUCACAGCCUGUAUUUUUUCACCAAUGUU
Molecule: messenger RNA, 19289 nt
Organism: Gambusia affinis (western mosquitofish)
Lineage: Eukaryota; Metazoa; Chordata; Actinopteri; Cyprinodontiformes; Poeciliidae
Gene: bsna
Product: bassoon presynaptic cytomatrix protein a
Exons: 18
Coding region: 523-13677 (4384 amino acids)
Biological process (GO): presynaptic active zone assembly; protein localization to synapse
Cellular component (GO): axon; glutamatergic synapse; cytoskeleton of presynaptic active zone
Molecular function (GO): structural constituent of presynaptic active zone; metal ion binding
Source: RefSeq, a predicted model, not a curated record